UUGAUUUUAAUUGUAAAAUUAAUGCAUGUUAUGGCUUAUUUUCUGAGUUUGACAGAUGUUGGUGCUCAGACUCUGACAGAAUCUGAAGCCGCAUUUAAAAAGCCUGGAGAAUCACACAGAUUGACCUGUACAACCUCUGGAUUCACAUUCAAUAGCUAUGACAUGAACUGGGUCAGACAGGCUCUUGGAAAAGGACUGGAGUGGGUUGCUUAUAUCAGUAGUGGUGGUGGUACUACCACAUACUACUCUCAGUCAGUUCAAGGCCAGUUCAGCAUUUCCAGAGACGACAGCAGACAGCAGGUGUAUCUGCAGAUGAACAGUCUGAAGACUGAAGAUUCUGCUGUUUAUUAUUGUGCUCGACAUUCACAAAAGCUGACCUUCUUGAUAUUUGCUCUGUUUGUUUCAACUGCUGUUGAAGGUCAGACCAUAACAGAGUCUGAACCAGCAGUUAAAAAACCUGGAGAAUCCCACAGACUCACCUGCACAACAUCUGGGUUUAACUUUGGAAGCUCAGUGUGGAACUGGAUCAGACAGGCUCCUGGUAAAGGACUGGAGUGGAUCGCUUUGGUACACACAGCUAGUACUCCUAUCUAUUACUCCCAGUCAGUCCAGGGUAGAUUCACCAUCUCCAGAGAUGACUCCAGCAGUAAGGUCUAUCUACAGAUGAACAGUCUGAAGACUGAGGACACAGCAGUGUAUUACUGUGCCAGAGACACAGUGUGA
Thunnus maccoyii (southern bluefin tuna) is the source of this 723-nucleotide messenger RNA. Its product is annotated as immunoglobulin gamma-1 heavy chain-like. Gene Ontology annotation, biological process: phagocytosis, recognition; positive regulation of B cell activation; innate immune response. The annotation marks the transcript as partial. Lineage: Eukaryota; Metazoa; Chordata; Actinopteri; Scombriformes; Scombridae. The transcript is spliced from 2 exons. The record is from RefSeq and is a predicted model, not a curated record. Gene Ontology annotation, cellular component: blood microparticle; immunoglobulin complex, circulating; external side of plasma membrane. Gene Ontology annotation, molecular function: antigen binding; immunoglobulin receptor binding.